CGGAGCUCCAUAGUCCCUUCUUUAAAAGCGCUUCCCCGUCAAAUUUUUCUCCCACUACCAUACAAGACAGCAUAUCACUUCGCCAUGGCUGAAAACGUGCUAGACGACAUCUCCCACCGCAGAUUCAACCCUCUGCGGGGCUCCUACAUCUUGGUGUCUCCCCACCGGACCAAGAGACCCUGGCAGGGACAGCAGGAGAGCCCCUCCAAGAACACCCUCCCCAACUACGAUCCCAGCUGUUACUUGUGCCCCGGCAACAAGCGCGCCCAGGGCGAUACCAACCCCAAGUACGAGAGCACCUUUAUCUUCGUGAACGACUACAGCGCGGUCAAGGAGGAGCAGGCGUCUUACAAUCCGGACAAUGCCGAUGACCUCGAGUCCAUGUUCCUAAGAGCAGAACCAGUUACCGGAAAAUGCUACGUCCUCACCUUCUCCGCAGCGCAUAACCUCACCCUGGCCGAUCUGUCGCCCGCAGAAAUCACCCCCGUCAUCGAAGCCUGGACAGAGCUCUACACGUCGCACCUGUCGCCUAAGUCGCCGCUUGCUGCCAUCGCCCCGGCUACCACGCUGCCUCCCAACUCGCCCACUGCCAACCUGACCAAGCCCAGGGAGCAAUACCGGUAUAUGCAGAUUUUCGAGAACAAGGGCGCUGCGAUGGGCUGCUCGAACCCACACCCGCACGGACAAGUCUGGACAACCAGCUCGCUGCCGGAAGAACCUGCGAUGGAACUGGAGCAGCUGCAAAAGUACCGGCGCGAGCGCGGCGGUAAGCACAUGUUAGAGGACUAUGCGGCACUGGAAAGCAAGAAGCAGGAGCGUGUGGUUUUCGAGAACGAGGCGUUUCUGGUGGUGUGUCCAUGGUGGGCGACAUGGCCGUUCGAGACUAUGAUUGUGAGCAAGAAGCAUAAGCGUGCGCUGGUGGAUCUGGAUGCCAGUGAGAAGGGUCAGUUGGCUGAGGCUAUUGCUGAGAUCACCCGGCGGUACGAUAACCUGUUUGAGACGAGUUUCCCGUACAGUAUGGGUAUCCAUCAGGCGCCGCUUGAUGGUACGGAAGAGGAGGUUGAGGCGUCGUAUUUGCAUUUGCACUUUUAUCCACCACUGCUGCGGAGUGCUACUGUGCGGAAGUUCUUGGUUGGGUAUGAAAUGAUGGGCGAGCCGCAACGGGACAUUACUCCCGAGCAAGCCGCUGCCAGGUUACGGAAUUGCGGAGGAGAGCUGUACAGGAGGAAGCUGGACGGUUGAGUUCAGAUAUAGACAUAAUCAAUGGAUAUUCAUCCUCGUAUUACCACCGCCUGGUUCUCAAAUCAAGCAGCAAGAUAUCCCUCCCUUUGCGUCAACAUCCACACCAAGCUCGAACUGGCCACAAUCAACGGCGCAACAAACCUCCCCCUAAGCUCCGCACUGCCAAACCCCAACCACUCUCCCACAAAAUGCAUCAGCGCUAUUCCAAAGCUCCACGCCGCCAAAUCGUAAGCUACCGGUGUCGUAAUGUUAUACGCCGCGUAUCCGCGGACAAUCGAGGAGAGGAAGGUCCAGGUGCCGAAGGUGCGGGAGGCGAGAGCGUUGGUGUGGGAUUGGCCGGAGGGGGUUUUGGCAUUGUAAAGCUGCGCGGCGUAGGAGGGGGAACGGUAGGCUUGGAGGCUGUUUGCGGUUGAGAUUACGGAGACGAGGAACAGCCACUUGGGUA
This is a messenger RNA of Aspergillus ruber CBS 135680, 1687 nucleotides long. RefSeq names its product UDP-glucose:hexose-1-phosphate uridylyltransferase. Gene Ontology annotation, cellular component: cytoplasm. Bases 85 to 1242 code for a protein of 385 amino acids. The record is from RefSeq and is a predicted model, not a curated record. Gene Ontology annotation, molecular function: zinc ion binding; UDP-glucose:hexose-1-phosphate uridylyltransferase activity. The transcript has 5 exons. Gene Ontology annotation, biological process: beta-D-galactose catabolic process via UDP-galactose, Leloir pathway. Lineage: Eukaryota; Fungi; Ascomycota; Eurotiomycetes; Eurotiales; Aspergillaceae.